AUGUCCGACAAAGUCUACAUCGUUGCGGCUGCUAGAACGCCAAUUGGAUGUUUCCAAGGAAGUUUGGCAUCAAAAACCGCAGUGGAGCUAGGAUCUACGGCUGUUACAGGAGCCUUGGCACAGAUUCCAGAGCUAAAAGCCUCGGAUGUGGAGGAGAUUUUUUUCGGUAACGUUUUGAGUGCAAAUGUGGGCCAGGCACCAGCCAGACAAGUGGCUCUUUCUGCUGGAUUGAGCAAGAGCAUUGUGGCCACCACUGUCAACAAAGUGUGUGCUUCUGGGAUGAAAGCGAUCAUCUGCGGUGCGCAAACGAUUAUGUGUGGCAACGCAGACGUGGUGGUCGCCGGUGGUGCUGAAUCGAUGUCGAACACGCCAUACUACAUGCCAGCUGCGCGUGCAGGAGCCAAGUUUGGCAACAGCACACUGGUGGACGGGAUCCAACGUGACGGGCUCAACGACGCCUACGACCACCAGGCCAUGGGUGUGUUUGCGGAAAAAUGCGCUCGCGAUCACAGCAUUACACGCGAGCAGCAGGACGAGUACGCGAUUGGAUCGUACCAAAAGGCCCAAAAGGCUCAGACCGAGGGCAAAUUCGACCGUGAGAUCGUCCCAGUCACCAUCAAGGGCUUCCGCGGCAAACCAGACACACAGGUGGCCCAAGACGAGGAGCCUGCCAAGCUCAACGUCGAAAGACUAAGAUCUGCACGCACCGUGUUCCAAAAAGAGAACGGUACGGUCACUGCACCCAAUGCCUCGCCUAUCAAUGACGGUGGUGCGGCCGUGGUGCUCAUGUCGGCACGCAAAGUACAGGAAUUGGGCGUCAAGCCACUUGCAGUGAUCCGUGGCUGGGGUGAGGCUGCUCACGAGCCCGCAGACUUCACUUGGGCACCAAGUCUAGCGAUUCCCAAGGCUCUAAAGCACUCAGGAAUCGAACUCAACGACGUGGACUUCUUCGAGUUCAACGAAGCCUUCUCGGUCGUUGGACUUGCCAACCCACAACUGCUAGGCAUCCCGCUCGAGAAGGUCAACGCGUACGGCGGCGCCGUCGCCAUCGGCCACCCACUUGGAUGUUCCGGAGCCAGAAUCGUCGUCACUUUGGUGUCCGUCCUAACCCAGGAAAACGGCAAGAUCGGUGCUGCUGGUAUUUGCAACGGUGGUGGUGGAGCUUCCUCGAUUAUCAUCGAAACUGUCUAA
Lachancea meyersii CBS 8951 is the source of this 1191-nucleotide messenger RNA. The record is from the annotation of a GenBank genome assembly. NCBI's taxonomy places the organism in Eukaryota, Fungi, Ascomycota, Saccharomycetes, Saccharomycetales, Saccharomycetaceae.